UUGAGAGAAUUCAAAAGUAAAAGCUUUACAAGUCUCAAAAUAACAACUUGAACAAUGGCAGCGAAGACUCAGUCCUGCCUCAUCGUUGCUGCAUUCGACGUUGGUACCACGUACAGCGGUUAUGCGUUUUCCUACCGAGAUGACCCGCUCAAAGUUCAGACCAACCAGGUUUGGUUUUCUGAAGGAGCAGGAAAUUUUUUAUCUCUCAAGACGCCAACAAGCGUGCUUCUUAAUCCAGAUGGCAAGUUUGACUCCUUUGGUUUUGAAGCUGAAGACCGCUAUACGAAUAAAGCGGAAGAUGACAAACACCAUGGAUGGCGCCUGUUCCGGCGUUUUAAAAUGGCUUUACACAACGAUCAGCAGCUUUCUAGACACACAACUGUGGAUGAUAUAGAAGGCAACCCUCAUAAAGCUCUACCAAUCUUCUCCAUGGCGAUCAAGUUUCUACAAACACAUCUCCUACAGGUGAUGAGUGUAGAAGAGAAGGACAUUUCCUACGUCAUCACGGUGCCCGCUAUCUGGGAUGACGAUGCCAAGGAGUUCAUGAAAACGGCUGCCACAGAGGCUGGUCUCGAUGAAACCCGAGUUACACUGGCUCCCGAACCGGAAGCAGCCUCGAUCUGGUGUGAGACACUCGAUGUUGACACAAAGGCUGCGCUAGCCGAAACCGGAAAUCAGUAUAUGGUUAUUGAUCUUGAAGAUGGCACCGCCGAUAUUUCUUUCCGGGAGAGGAAAGGGAUCGGCACUCUGAAGGAAAUACAUCAGCCGACCAGUGGACCAUGGGGUGGCAUCUAUGUUGACGCUAACUAUCUCAAGUUCUUGGAAAACAUUUUUGGAGAGCAGACUAUAACUUCACUAAAGAACGACGAAAUGGACUACUUUGAUUUUAUUAGAGAUUUUAAAACAAAGAAACGUACCUUUAGCAAACAUGCAAAAGGCAAAAUUAUUUUCAGAAUAUCUGCAAACACUAGGGAUCUUUCCAAGAAGUUCACAGGACAGAAUCUAGAGCAGAGGAUAUGUAGCCUUGGAUAUGGAGAUUCAGUUAUCGUGAGAGGUGGAGACAAGUUGGGAGUUGAGCAUGACAUCGUUCGUACCUGGUUUGACGGUCCUAUAGACAGUCUUAUUGGUCACAUAAAGAGUUUUCUCAAGAAACGCAAGUUGAGAGCUGUGCAGACAAUCGUGCUUGUUGGUGGUUUCGGUGGUAGCCCAUACGUUCAGGACAGACUGAGGGCUGCGUUCCCAGACAAGCGUCUGAUUCUCCCUGUAGAGGCGGAGCUCGCCGUGCUGAAAGGGGCUGUCAUAUUUGGCUACAAUCCAUUGGUUGUGGUAGAAAAAGAAAAAACUUAUUCCACUGUCCUCGUUGCUGCGUUCGACUUUGGGACAACGUACAGCGGUUAUGCGUUUUCCUUCAUAAAUGACCCGCUCAAAGUGCAGACCAACCAGACUUGGUAUUCCGGAGGAGCAGGAAAACUUAUCUCUCUCAAGACGCCUACAAGCGUGCUUCUAAAUCCAGAGGGCGAGUUUGACUCUUUUGGAUUUCAAGCUGAAGACAGCUAUGCGAGUAAAGCGGAAGAUGACGAACACGAAGGAUGGCGGUUGUUCCGGCGUUUUAAAAUGGUUUUACACAACAAUAAGGAGCUUUCCAGAGCAACAACUGUGGAAGACAUUGAAGGAAACUCUCAUCAAGCUCUGCCAAUUUUCUCCAUGGCGAUCAAGUUUCUACAAACACAUCUCCUACAGGCGGUAGAAAACCAGACGGACGGAGUACUCGAGAGGGAAAUUUCUUACGUCAUCACGGUGCCCGCCAUCUGGGAUGACAAUGCGAAGGAGUUCAUGAGGAUGGCUGUCGAAGAGGCUGGUCUCGAUGGAACCCGAGUAACACUUGCUCUCGAACCGGAAGCUGCCUCGAUCUGGUGCGAUACACUCGAUGUUGAUACAAUUGCUGCGCUGGCCGGAACCGGAACUCAGUAUAUGGUCAUUGAUCUAGGAGGUGGCACCGCAGAUAUUUCUAUCCAAGAGAAGAAACAAGGCGGCACUCUGAAGGAAAUACAUCAACCGAGUGGUGGACCAUGGGGCGGCAUCUAUGUUGACGCCAACUAUCUGAAAUUCUUGGAUCAUAUUUUUGGAGAGAAGGCUAUAACUGCACUUAAGACGGAGGAUAUGACCGACUACUUUGACGUUAUCAGGGAAUUCGAAACAAAGAAACGUACUUUUACCACACAGACAAAGGGCAAAUUUAUGUUCAAAAUAUCUGCAACUACUAGGAAGCUUUCCGAGAAGUUUACCGGACAAAAUCUGGAGCAGAGGCUACGCAGACUUGGAUAUGGCGACUCAGUUAUCGUGAAAUGUGGAGACAAAUUGCGUGUUGAACCUGACAUCGUUCGUACUUGGUUUGACGGUCCUUUAAACAACCUUGUUGACCACGUGAAUAACCUUCUAAGGGAGGCAAAGCUGAGAGCUGUGCAGACAAUUGUGCUGGUUGGUGGUUUCGGAGAGAGUACGUAUGUUCAGGAAAGGCUGAGGGCUGCGAUCCCAGACAAGCGUCUGAUUGUUCCUGCUGAGGCGGGUCUCGUCGUGCUGAAAGGGGCCGUCAGAUUUGGACACAACCCAGCAAUCAUCACAUCAAGGGUCAUGAAAUACACGUACGGAGUUGCGGUGUGGUCGCCAUAUGAUGAAAAGAUUCAUAGUGCGGACAAAAAAAUCUUAGAUGAAGACGGAAAAUGGCGCGUCCGUCAAUGCUUUUCUGUGUUCGUUCGCGUGAACGAUAAUGUCCCCAUUGAUCACCAAAUAACCAAGGAAUACACACCUUCUGGAUAUAGAACAGCUACACCCAUAUACCGGACGACAGCCGAGAAACCCGUGUACGUGACCGACCCCGGCUGUGAGCUGCUCGGGGAGCUGGUGACAGAGCUGCCCCGGGAUAUCCCUCUCUCUGAACUUCGUGACGAUACAACAUUCAUGUUUGGCGGAACGGAACUUGUUGUGAAAGUCCGUGUGAAGAAAACGGGACAGGAGGAGAUAAUAAAACUUAACUGCUUGAAAUAAGCUACGACCGACCCGAUUACCCUGUUAUGUGAAACUGAAAAACACAAAAGCGUAUAU
Mya arenaria is the source of this 3102-nucleotide messenger RNA. RefSeq names its product heat shock 70 kDa protein 12B-like. The transcript has 8 exons. The record is from RefSeq and is a predicted model, not a curated record. Bases 55 to 3045 code for a protein of 996 amino acids. Gene Ontology annotation, molecular function: ATP-dependent protein folding chaperone; ATP binding. Lineage: Eukaryota; Metazoa; Mollusca; Bivalvia; Myida; Myidae.